ACCUAUACCAUUUCUCUUAUCCUCUUCAAAAAUUUCAGCCCACAAAAUAAUAAUAAUAAUAGUAAAAUUUUCAAUUCCGCUUGCUAGCUUCCAUUAAUUAUUCAUCUAGCUAGCUAUUUUUCUGAAUUCCCAUUUCAAGUUGUGGGAGAUCUUCUAAGGAUGAGUGUUUUUGGUGGAGCUGCGAAAAGGGUACCUGCCCUCUCUUCUUCUCGACUACUACUGCAUCGAUAUCAACAUGUUCCCGGAAUCGCCAGCAUGCUGCGAUCCCGCCGGAGUUUGGCUUCCGCGGGCGCUCCUAAGGCAGAUGAGACGCCGGCAAGUGGAUCUGCCGGCGGCCAAUCUGAAAAGGCAAUAGUGAGCUAUUGGGGGGUGCCGCCGACUAAGCUGACCAAGGACGACGGCUCCGCCUGGACGUGGAACUGCUUUCGGCCAUGGGAGACUUAUCAAGCGGACACAUCCAUUGACGUAAAGAAACAUCAUGCACCUACAACUUUCACGGACAAAUUUGCCUUUUGGACAGUCCAGGCUCUCAAAUACCCUACCCACUUAUUCUUUCAGAAACGACAUAUGUGCCAUGCAAUGCUGCUAGAGACGGUGGCGGCGGUGCCCGGGAUGGUGGGAGGGAUGCUCUUGCACUGCAAGUCUCUUCGGCGGUUCGAGCACAGCGGGGGAUGGAUCAAAGCCCUCCUAGAGGAAGCGGAGAACGAGCGGAUGCACUUGAUGACCUUCGUCGACAUAGCCAAGCCCCAAUGGUACGAGCGCGCCCUCGUGUUCGCCGUCCAGGGCGUCUUCUUCAACGCCUACUUCCUCGCAUAUUUGGCGUCGCCCAAGCUCGCCCACCGCAUUGUAGGCUACUUGGAAGAGGAGGCUGUCAACUCCUACUCCGACUUCCUCCAUGACUUGGAGCAGGGUAACGUGGAGAACGUCUCGGCCCCCGCCAUCGCCAUCGACUACUGGCGACUACCCGCCAACGCCACCCUCCGGGACGUCAUCACGGUCAUCAGAGCUGAUGAGGCACAUCAUCGCGACCUUAACCACUAUGCUUCGGUAAUAAUUUACAAGCACUCCAUCUAUUCAUCAAUAUUGCAAGAUUAUUUUUUAAUUAAUUACUAGUAUUUCAAUUUCUUGUAUGAUUGAUGGGACUUGGGAGCUGGCGAUUUAGUUCGGAGAUUCAUUUAGAUUGUGUUUGAGUUUGGGUGAUUAUGUGAAUUGGUGCAGGACAUCCAGUGUCAAGGACAUGAACUGAGGGAGGCCCCUGCUCCGCUUGGAUACCAUUGAAAGUUGCCGCCAAAGCUUCAAGAGAAGAGUUAGCAUAUACCACAUGUAUUUAUAGAUUAUGAUGGGUUUUUUUAUUUUUGUAAAAAAUAUAACUGUAAAAUAUAAAUAAAUAAAUAAAUAAAUAAAGCUCCCUAGUUAUUUUGUGAUCA
Malania oleifera is the source of this 1427-nucleotide messenger RNA. RefSeq names its product ubiquinol oxidase 2, mitochondrial-like. The record is from RefSeq and is a predicted model, not a curated record. Bases 160 to 1113 code for a protein of 317 amino acids. Gene Ontology annotation, molecular function: alternative oxidase activity. Lineage: Eukaryota; Viridiplantae; Streptophyta; Magnoliopsida; Santalales; Ximeniaceae. The transcript has 3 exons. Gene Ontology annotation, biological process: alternative respiration. Gene Ontology annotation, cellular component: mitochondrion.